Ipomoea triloba (trilobed morning glory) is the source of this 1756-nucleotide messenger RNA. RefSeq names its product heparanase-like protein 3. NCBI's taxonomy places the organism in Eukaryota, Viridiplantae, Streptophyta, Magnoliopsida, Solanales, Convolvulaceae. Gene Ontology annotation, cellular component: plant-type cell wall; membrane. Bases 59 to 1669 code for a protein of 536 amino acids. The transcript is spliced from 9 exons. The record is from RefSeq and is a predicted model, not a curated record. Gene Ontology annotation, molecular function: beta-glucuronidase activity.
UCCCCAAUGACAACUUUCUGGCAACCCAAUUAAAAAAUAGAUCUUGAAGUUGUUAGUAAUGGGUCAUUCUUGGGUUUUGAGUAUUGGGUUUUUUGUGCUUAUACUUAGUUUGAGCUUCAGUUUUGGGUACGCAGAGGUUGUUGAAGGGACUGUGUUUAUAAAUGGGAAGAGUGCCAUUGGAAAAACAGACAAUGAUUUCAUUUGUGCUACCUUGGAUUGGUGGCCUUUUGAUAAGUGUGAUUAUGGUACCUGUUCUUGGGACCAUGCUUCUCUCCUCAACUUGGAUCUUAGCAAUGCAAUACUUUUAAAUGCCAUAAAAGCUUUCUCACCCCUAAAGAUUAGGUUGGGAGGCACUUUGGAAGAUGAUUUGAUCUAUGAAACCGAAGAUCAUAGCCAGCCCUGUCUUCCAUUUGUGAAGAAGGAAACAGAAGUGUUUCAGUACACUCAGGGUUGCCUGCCCUUGUCUAGAUGGGAUGAACUAAAUGCCUUAUUCCAAAAAUCUGGUGCUGUUAUUAUUUUCGGCUUGAACGUUCUCUAUGGACGGAGACCAUCACAACCUAAUAACACACCUUGGAAUUCAACAAAUGCUGAAUCGCUUAUGCGAUAUACUGUCAUAAAGGGUUACACCAUCCACGGUUGGGAGCUAGGGAAUGAAUUGAGUGGAAGUGGAGUUGGGUUUAGCAUCGCAGCAGAUCAGUAUGCGUUGGACACAAUUCACCUGCACAACAUAGUGCAGAUUAUAUACAAAGACAUAGAAGCUAAGCCGCUGAUUUUAGGACCGGCAGGAUUCUUUGAUGCAGACUGGUACAAAGAAUAUGUAGACAAAACACACAAUUCAUUGGAUGUGAUCACUCACCACAUAUAUAAUCUCGGGCCAGGAAAAGACGAACACCUUGUUGAGAAAAUCCUUGAUCCGUCUUUUCUUGAUGGUGAGGCUCGUACUUUUAGUCAACUGCGUAGCCUCCUCAAGAACUCUGGAACUUCGGUGAAUUCUUGGGUUGGUGAGGCCGGAGGGGCAUAUAACAGCGGACGCAACCAUGUAUCCAAUGCUUUCGUUAAUAGCUUCUGGUAUCUCGACCAGCUCGGGAUGUCUGCAUCAUAUGGCACAAAGACAUACUGUCGACAGUCACUUAUAGGUGGAAACUAUGGUUUGCUAAACAUCACUAGCUUUGUACCAAAUCCAGAUUACUACAGUGCGCUUCUUUGGCAUCGAUUGAUGGGAACAAAUGUUCUGGCAACCAGCUUCUCGGGGACGAAGAAAAUACGGGCUUAUGCUCACUGCGCCAAGCAAUCUAAAGGGAUUGCCUUACUGUUGAUCAACCUCGAUGGCAACACUUCCGCGAAGGUGAGAGUUGAUUUCAAUGGAAGUUCAAUGGAGCAUAGCAGACACAGAGAUGAUCAUAGCCUUAGAAUGAGAGCAUUUCUGGUGCCUCAGAUUUAUGAAUUAGAAGCCAUGAGUAGAGAAGAGUAUCAUCUGACAGCCAAGAAUGGUGAUUUACAGAGCCAGAUUAUGGUGCUAAAUGGGAAGGAAUUAGGUGUAGAUUCAUCAGGGCAAAUACCUUCCUUGCAGCCUCAAUUUGUGAGCUCGUCGGAGCCCAUAACGGUUGCUCCUUUUUCCAUUGUUUUUGCUCAUAUACCAUAUGUGGUUCAGCCUGCUUGUUCUGCUUAGGGGCAGAUACUGUACUUGUUCCUAGCAGGGAUUCUUGAAAUAAUUAUAAAAAUGGAAAAAGCAUAAGACAAAAAAAUUGAAGUAGUA